ACCUACGCGCUCUCUUCCUGCUUUCAUAUGCUAUGUGCGCUGCUUUUCCGUCUUCGCCUUUAUUCUUCUCAUUUCCUCCUCUCUAAAUCUCCUAGCAGGCGCCUAUUCUCCUCCUUGGCUACUACUAUGGCCGUCUCUCACCCCAAAGGCGAAGCCUAUCUCAAAGCAGUGAUCGAAAAACGCAUCAAGUUCUUCGAAUCCAUUAAGUCACAGCAGCUUACCCACCUUCAAUCCCUCGAGCACGACCUCAUCAAGAUUACUUUGGCAGACGGGAAAGUAAAGGAAGGCAAGAGAUGGUUAUCGUCUCCGAUGGAUAUUGCCAGAGAGAUUUCUAAGAGUUUGGCGGCCAAUGCCUUGAUUGCUCAAGUUGAUGGGACUCUUUGGGACAUGAACAGGCCGUUAGAGAGCGAUUGUGAGCUCAAGAUUUUUACAUUUGACAGUGAUGAAGGGCGCGAUACCUUUUGGCAUUCAAGCGCUCACAUUCUUGGCCAGUCACUGGAGAUGGAGUAUGGUUGCAAGCUUUGUAUUGGACCCUGUACAACAAGAGGGGAGGGAUUCUAUUAUGAUGCAUUCUAUGGUGAAUUGGGCUUGAACGAUGAUCAUUUUAAGCAAAUUGAAACUGGGGCACUGAAAGCUGUUGCGGAAAAGCAACCUUUUGAGCGCAUUGAAUUAUCAAGGGAACAAGCACUUGAGAUGUUUUCAGAAAAUAAUUUCAAGGUUGAAAUCAUCAAUGAUCUUCCUGCAGACAAGACUAUAACUGUAUACAGGUGUGGCCCAUUGGUAGAUUUAUGUCGAGGACCCCAUAUACCUAAUACAUCCUUCGUGAAAGCAUUCGCAUGUUUGAAGGCUUCAUCAGCCUAUUGGAGGGGUAACAAAGAUCGUGAAAGUUUACAAAGAGUUUAUGGGAUAUCCUAUCCUGAUCAAAAACGAUUGAAGGAGUACAUUCAACAGUUGGAAGAAGCAAAGAAGUAUGACCACAGAUUGUUGGGAACAAAACAGGAGCUUUUCUUUUGUCAUCCACUGAGUCCGGGAAGUUGGUUUUUCCUUCCACAUGGAACUCGAAUUUACAAUAAAUUAAUGGAAUUUAUACGUGCUCAAUAUAGAGACAGAGGCUAUGAAGAGGUUAAAUCUCCAAAUAUCUAUAACAUGAAACUUUGGGAGACAUCUGGCCAUGCUGCAAAUUAUAAGGAGAAUAUGUUUUUGCUCGAGAUUGAGAAGCAAGAGUUUGGCCUGAAACCAAUGAAUUGCCCUGGGCAUUGUUUGAUAUUUCAACACAGAGUCCGUUCAUAUAGAGAGCUUCCUCUUCGGCUGGCUGAUUUUGGAGCCUUGCAUCGCAAUGAGGCCAGUGGAGCACUCACUGGGUUAACACGUGUUCGAAGAUUUCAGCAGGAUGAUGCUCAUAUAUUCUGCAUGGAGAAACAGAUAAAAGAUGAAGCGAUGGGUGUCUUAGAAUUCAUUGAUUAUGCCUAUAAGAUAUUUGGAUUCACUUAUGAGCUGAAGCUAUCAACGAGGCCAGAGAAAUAUCUAGGGAACUUGGAAACAUGGGGGAAAGCCGAGGAUGCUCUUAAAGCAGCAUUGGAGGAGUUUGGGAAGCCUUGGCAGAUUAAUGAAGGUGAUGGAGCUUUCUAUGGACCAAAAAUAGAUAUAAGUGUAUCUGAUGCAUUGAAUAGGAAACUUCAGUGUGCCACUUUGCAGCUUGACUUCCAGCUUCCAGAUCGAUUUGAGUUGGAUUACUCAGCAGAGGACGAAGCCAAGAGGGAAAGACCUGUUAUGAUACACCGGGCCAUUCUAGGGUCUGUUGAGCGUAUGUUUGCCAUACUAUUGGAGCAUUACAAGGGGAAAUGGCCUUUCUGGCUUAGUCCUCGUCAAGCGAUUGUCUGCCCUGUGUCUGAGAAAUCCCAACCUUAUGCAGAAGAGGUGCGGGCUCUGAUACAUGAUGCUGGUUAUUAUGUUGAUGUUGAUACAACUGACCGAAAGAUUCAGAAAAAGGUACGAGAAGCUCAGCUGGCACAGUACAACUAUAUAUUGGUGGUAGGUGAAGAGGAAGCCAAAACUGGACAGGUAAGUGUGCGAGUGAGAGACAAGUCAGACCACUCAGUGAUGAGUGCUGAGAGCCUACUGAAACACUUCAAGGAUGAAGCAGCAGCAUUUCAUUAGCGCUGGUAAACAUUGAAGUGAUACUGUUCCUCAAAUAUUAGAAAUUGUCAUUUGAAAUCUUAUUUGGAUGAAUGCUAUGCUAAUGGACAAUGCUUGAUCUCUUUGUAUUGGUCACACCCAUAUCCCUUGUUAUUAGGUAUUUGACACUUACAUUUUGCUUCAUCCUGGCCUUAGUUACCCGUGUAUUUGUACUUAUUCGUUUUUCCCAUAUUUAAAUUUUAAUCAAAAGUCUAAUUGUUAGAAAACAGUUAAUAAAACAGUAAGGUUCUUUUA
Hevea brasiliensis (rubber tree) is the source of this 2430-nucleotide messenger RNA. Its product is annotated as threonine--tRNA ligase, mitochondrial 1. NCBI's taxonomy places the organism in Eukaryota, Viridiplantae, Streptophyta, Magnoliopsida, Malpighiales, Euphorbiaceae. The record is from RefSeq and is a predicted model, not a curated record. The transcript is spliced from 20 exons. Gene Ontology annotation, biological process: threonyl-tRNA aminoacylation. Gene Ontology annotation, cellular component: cytoplasm; chloroplast; mitochondrion. Gene Ontology annotation, molecular function: ATP binding; threonine-tRNA ligase activity. The coding region runs from base 28 to 2157 and encodes 709 amino acids.